CUGUGAAAGCGCGAGGAGAGGAGAGGCUUCACGACGAUCCCUCCUCUUCUCUCUCUCUCUCUCUCUCUCCUUCAAUUUCUUGCAGCUUCCUUCUAGAGAGAGAAAACUUUCUAUUCCCAAUUUUGUCCCUCACCAAUUCCUCAUUUCUCAUUUUUACCUCUUUUCUUCUCUCUUUCUCUUUCCCUUUCUCUGCUACUACCAUCUUCAAAUCCCAAUUUCUAGGGUUUAAUUCUCCCCCAAUUCCUAGGGUUUUCGUCUCAUCGAAUCGAAUGGAAGCUCGCGUUGGGAACAAGUUCCGUCUUGGUCGCAAGAUUGGUAGCGGAUCGUUCGGCGAGAUCUAUCUUGGUACGAAUAUCCAGACAAAUGAAGAAGUUGCAAUUAAGCUUGAAAAUGUCAAAACCAAGCAUCCUCAAUUGUUGUAUGAGUCAAAGUUGUAUAAAGUACUGCAAGGAGGAACUGGGAUUCCAAAUGUGAGAUGGUUUGGUGUUGAAGGAGAAUACAAUGUCCUUGUGAUGGAUUUACUAGGCCCUAGUCUUGAGGAUUUAUUCAAUUUCUGUAGCCGGAAAUUGUCCCUCAAAACUGUUCUCAUGCUUGCUGAUCAGAUGAUAAAUCGAGUUGAAUUUAUUCAUACCAAAUCAUUUUUACAUAGGGACAUUAAACCAGACAACUUCCUCAUGGGUUUGGGGAGGCGUGCAAAUCAAGUUUAUGCCAUUGACUUUGGCCUUGCUAAGAAAUACAGAGACACCUCUACCCAUCAGCAUAUUCCUUACAGAGAGAAUAAGAAUCUGACAGGAACUGCUAGAUAUGCUAGUAUGAAUACUCAUCUUGGAAUUGAACAAAGCCGCAGGGAUGACUUGGAGUCACUUGGAUAUGUUUUUAUGUAUUUUUUGAGAGGAAGCCUUCCAUGGCAGGGACUGAAAGCAGGAACUAAGAAGCAGAAGUAUGAGAAAAUCAGUGAGAAGAAAGUUUCUACCUCUAUUGAGUCUCUAUGCCGUGGCUACCCCUCAGAAUUCGCUUCAUACUUCCAUUACUGUCGGUCGCUGCGGUUUGAUGAUAAACCAGAUUAUGCAUAUCUGAAAAGGCUUUUUCGUGACCUUUUCAUUCGUGAAGGAUUCCAGUUUGACUACGUCUUUGAUUGGACCAUAUUGAAAUAUCAGCAAUCUCAAAUUGCUGCUCCUCCUGCACGUGCCGUUGGCGCUGUCGCCGGACCAAGUUCUGGCUUGCCGCCAGCUAUUGUAAAUGCUGAUAGACAGACAGGUGGGGAAGACGGCAGGCUUGCUGGUUGGUCUUCAUCAGAUCCUUCUCGUAGAAGAAACUCUGGACCUAUUGUAAAUGAUGGAAUCUUAUCCAGACAAAAAGCUCCAGUUACAAGUGACUCAGUUGGAUCUAAAGAUGUUUUGUUGUCUAGUUCUAAUUUCCCCCGGACACUUGGGUCUACAAGGCGAGGUGCUGUUUCUAGCAGUCGCGAUGCAGCUGUUUUCAGUGAGACUAUGACCUCUCAUCAUCCUCUUGGUGUGGAUGCUAGUCCAGCAGCACUCCGGAAAAUCUCUGGUGCUCAAAAAGGUUCAGCUAUCACAUCAUCGGAGCACAACCGAACAUCCUCUGGAAGAAACACAUCAAACAUAAAGAAUUUGGAGUCAACUCUCCGAGGUAUUGAGGGUCUGAGUUUCAAUGACGAGAGGGUACAGUAUUAGUAGCUGCCACUCUCCAUAAGCUAUCUUAGCAAUUUCUUAAAAAGCUUUAUACCUUUUUCUUGAACUACCGAGUGAGGUUUUAUCUGUCCAUUUUGUUGAAGGAAAGCUACAGUAAGUUGUGAAUUGUCGCUACAAAGUAUAUAAAAAGGCUUCUGUUAAAUUGUGAAUACAGUUUAUAUUGUC
Messenger RNA from Lotus japonicus, 1877 nucleotides. Its product is annotated as casein kinase 1-like protein 2. NCBI's taxonomy places the organism in Eukaryota, Viridiplantae, Streptophyta, Magnoliopsida, Fabales, Fabaceae. The record is from RefSeq and is a predicted model, not a curated record. The coding region runs from base 270 to 1694 and encodes 474 amino acids. Gene Ontology annotation, cellular component: nucleus; cytoplasm. Gene Ontology annotation, biological process: signal transduction; endocytosis; peptidyl-serine phosphorylation. Gene Ontology annotation, molecular function: ATP binding; protein serine/threonine kinase activity. The transcript has 14 exons.